CGGAGCCCGGGCUGUGUGGGGGCCUUGUCGGGGCCAUGUCGCGACACAGGCGGGUCCCGCGCCGGCAGCCCGGCGGGGCCGCGGGGGGCUCAAUUGCCGCCGCCGCGGUGCGUGCCCGGGCCGAGGCCCUGUGGGAGGUCGGCGUGGACGAGGAGGUGGAAAUGGCGGUGCAGCUCGCCCUGGAGCGGUUCCGAAGCGGGGACGAGGCGGAGAUGGAAUUUCCUUCUAGUUUCACUAGUAGUGAAAGAGCAUUUGUUCACCGGCUCUGUCAGUCUCUUGGAUUGGUAUCUAAAAGCAAAGGAAAAGGAGCCAAUCGAUACCUGACUGUAAGGAAGAAGGAUGUAUCAGAGGGACAUGCAGUCAUGACUUGUGACUUGGCUCUCCGUACGAGGCACGCUGUUCGGAGUCUAAUUCAGAGCUUUCCUGUCACAAAUAAGGAACGCACAGAACUCCUGCCAAGGACAAAGAGAGGACAUGCCUGUGCUGUUGAAUCUGAAAACAAAGAAGUAAACAAGACAAGUGGUCGACUUAAUGAUGGUAUCCCCCAGGUCCCAGUGAAAAGAGGGGAAUCAGAGUUUGAUUCCUUCAGGCAGUCACUACCAGUUCUUGAAAAACAGGAAGAAAUUGUCCAAAUAAUAAAGGACAAUAAAAUUGUUUUGAUUAUAGGAGAGACUGGAUCAGGAAAAACUACACAAAUCCCUCAAUUUAUCCUUGAUGACUGCUACAAGAAUGGAACUCCCUGUCGUGUGUUUUGUACUCAGCCGAGACGUUUAGCGGCUGUUGCUGUGGCUGAAAGAGUGGCAGCAGAAAGAAGAGAGAAGAUUGGCCAGACAAUUGGUUACCAGAUCCGGUUAGAAAGCAGGGUUUCUCCGAAGACACUGGUGACAUUCUGCACUAAUGACAUGCUCCUUCACACGCUGAUGGCAGGAGACAGCACCCUCUCCACCGUGACCCAUGUUAUUGUGGAUGAAGUACAUGAGAGGGAUAGGUUCAGUGACUUCUUGCUAAUAAAACUGAGAGAUGUGCUGCAAAACCAGAAUAAUUUAAAACUAAUUAUUUCUAGUGCUGCUCUAGAUGCAAAUCUCUUUAUUAGGUAUUUUGGAAGCUGCCCAGUAAUACAUAUCCAAGGGAGACCUUUUGAAGUUAAAGAGAUGUUUCUGGAGGACAUUUUACGAAGCACUGGGUAUACAAACAAAGAGAUGGUGAAGUAUAAAAAAGAGAAGGAGCAAGAAGAGAAACAGAAGAACACUCUCGCUGAGUGGUGUUCAGCUCAAGAAAACACUAACAAACUGACAUCUCGGAGACAAAAAUCGGUUCCAAGAGCAAAUGAGGAGUACAAAUGGUUGGAUGAGGGUGGUGACACAGUAUUUAAUCAACUGACUGAAAAAGAUGUGAAUUGCCUUGAACCAUGGAUAGUAAAAGAAAUGGAUUCCUGUCUUUCUGACAUCUGGUUGCAGAAAGAUAUUGAUGCGUUUGCUCAGGUGUUAAAUCUCAUUUUAACUGAAAAUGUCAGUGUUGAUUAUAGGCACAGUGAAACUGGUGCAACUGCUCUGAUGAUUUCUUCAGGGAGAGGCUUUUUGAGUCAUGUAGAACAGUUGAUCAGUAUGGGAGCAAGUAUCCACUGCAAAUCAUCUAAUGGCUGGAUGGCUGUGGACUGGGCUAGGCGCUUUGGACAGACAGAGGUUGUUGAUCUGUUGGAAUCCUACAGUGCUUCCUUUGGAUUUGGAAAUCUGGAUGAAAGUUCCCUGGUCCAAAAAAGUGGUAGUGACCUUAGUACAGAGGACAGAGAACUACUGACAGCUUAUCAUCACAGUUUUGAUGAUGAAAAAGUGGAUCUGGAUCUGAUAAUGCACUUACUUCACAGCAUCUGUCAUAGUUGUGAUGCAGGAGCAAUUUUAAUAUUUCUUCCUGGGUAUGAUGAGAUAGUGAGCCUGAGGGACCGCAUUCUUUUUGAUGACAAGAGAUUUGCUGAUAAUGCUCACAGAUACCAAGUUUUCAUGCUUCAUUCAAAUGUGCAGACUUUGGAUCAGAAGAAAGUGCUUGAAACUCCACCUUCUGGCAUUCGCAAAAUUAUUCUUUCUACUAAUAUUGCAGAAACCAGCAUAACAGUCAAUGAUGUUGUGUUUGUCAUUGAUUCAGGCAAGGUGAAAGAGAAGUCUUUUGAUGCACUGAGUCGUGUUACAAUGCUAAAAAUGGGGUGGAUUUCAAAAGCCAGUGCUAUCCAGAGAAAAGGCAGGGCUGGGCGCUGUCAGCCUGGAGUCUGUUUUCGUCUCUUCAGCAGGCUUCGAUUUCAGAACAUGUUGGAAUUUCAGUCUCCAGAACUUCUAAGAAUGCCACUUCAGGAGAUUUGUUUAUACACAAAACUUCUGGCUCCAAUUAAUUGUCCAGUUGUAGACUUUCUUAUGAAAGCUCCUGAUCCUCCACCUGCUGUAACUGUGAGAAAUGGCGUGCAUAUGCUUAAGACCAUAGAUGCCAUGGACCCUUGGGAAGAUUUAACUGAGCUUGGUUAUCACCUCACUGAAUUACCUGUAGAGCCACACCUUGGUAAAAUGGUGUUGUAUGCUGUAGUUCUGAAGUGCCUGGAUCCUGUUCUGACCAUUGCCUGUGCUCUUGCCUGCCAAGACCCUUUUGUGCUGCCCACGCUGGCCUCCCAAAAGCGUGCAGCCAUGCUGUGCAGGAAGCGUUUUGCUGCCGGGACGUUCAGUGACCACAUGGCCCUGCUCAGGGCUUUCCAGGCAUGGCAGAAGGCACGCAGUGAUGGCUGGGAGAGAGCCUUCUGUGAAAAGAACUUCCUAUCCCAAGCCACAAUGGAAAUCAUUGUAGGAAUGAGAACACAGUUGCUUGGCCAGCUUAGAGCCUCAGGUUUUGUGAGAGCCAGAGGAGGAGCUGAUAUUAGAGAUGUUAAUACAAACUCUGAGAACUGGGCUGUAAUUAAAGCUGCCUUAGUGGCCGGGAUGUAUCCCAAUCUUGUGCAUGUAGACAGAGAAAGCCUGGUGUUGACUGAACCAAAGGAGAAGAAAGUGCUAUUUCAUCCUACCUCUGUUCUUGGUCAGUCUCAGUAUAAAAAGAUUGCCCCAGCAAAUGGACAAGCUGCAGCCAUCCAGGCCCUCCCUACAGACUGGCUUAUAUAUGAUGAAAUGACGAGAGCUCACAAGACAGCAAACAUCAGGUGCUGCUCUGUUGUGACACCUGUCACCGUGUCCCUCUUCUGUGGACCAGCCAGACUGCCAAGUAAUGCCUUGCAGGCAUCUUCAUCCUUUCGAGGGGGAGGGGUAUCUAAUGACAGCAGUGACAGUGAGAUGGAGGACAAAACAACUGCUAAUCUGGCACUGCUGAAGCUGGAUGAAUGGCUCCAUCUCAAACUGGACCCUGAAGCUGCCAGUAUGCUGUUGCAACUCAGGCAGAAAUGGCACAGUUUGUUCCUGCGUCGUAUGCGAGCUCCUUCUAAACCAUGGUCUCAGGUUGAUGAAACAACUGUAAGAGCAAUUACAGCUGUUCUGAGUGCUGAAGAACAGUCUGCAGGCCUGCAGCAGCCUUCAGGAAUCGGCCAGAGACCAAGACCUGUAACUUGUGAAGAACUUCCUUUGGCAUCCACAUGGAAGUCAACCAACAGCAGAAAAAGCUCAACAGAAACUGAAUUGUCUGACUCCUCUAAUGCUGAAAAGGUUUCAGUGAAAUCUACAUCUCCUGCACUCCACCAGCCAAAGAAGUACAAAGAAAAAGACAUUUUGCUCUCCAAACGAGCCUCAGAUGACAGAUCAGCUCAGUCCUCAGUGAAGCCUGCAGACAGCAGUAGCUAUUCCAGCCCCUGUGCUAGUGCUUCUUCUCCAGUGUCUGGAAAGGGUUGCAAAUCUCCUUCACCAAGACAAAAUAUGCCAGUUCGGUACUUUAUAAUGAAAAGUAGCAACUUGCAAAACAUUGAUAUUUCUCAACAGAAGGGAAUAUGGUCCACUACACCAAGUAAUGAACGGAAACUGAAUGGAGCCUUUUGGGAGAGCAGCGUGGUUUACUUAAUAUUUUCUGUUCAAGGGUCUGGAUGCUUUCAGGGUUUUGCUAGGAUGGGUUCAGCAAUUGGAUGUGAGAAAAGUCAAGACUGGGGAUCUGCUGGUUUUGGAGGUGUAUUUAAGGUGGACUGGAUCCGAAAAGAAAGCAUUCCUUUUCAGUUUGCACACCAUUUGCUCAACCCAUGGAAUGACAGUAAGAAAGUGCAGAUAAGUAGAGAUGGCCAGGAGCUGGAACCACAAGUUGGAGAGCAGUUGCUGCAGCUUUGGGACCGUAUUCCUUUGGCAGGAAAAAAACUGACUGAGCAUGCCAAGUAAUGUGACAGAGCUGGUUUAGGGUGUUGAAACAUCAGCCAUGAGAACCAGCAGCAUAUCUACAAUAAAGAUAAGGAAGAAGGUGACGCAACAACCUCUUGACAUUCUUCCUCAUGCUGGGCAGCUAGAAGUGGAAAAAUAAGAGGGAAUUGUGUUGUAUUCAGUGUUUACUUGCCUGCCUAUUUUUUGACUGAGCUGGUUUUUUUACAGUAGUGUGCAGUUGAUACUUUAAAAUACAGUUAAGUUGAAAACAAAGUUUGAAACAAUGGACCUCCUGUAAGUUGUCUGUGGGUUUAAAAUACCAUAACAGACAGUUUAAGUAUGCAGUUUACAGUUAAAGCUUUCUCAACCCAGUAAAAGGUAUGAGAAUGUAAAUGUUAAUUAAUCAGUCUUGCAGUUCAGUUUAAAAAAAUACUAACUCCAAAUAUGCUGAAAGGCUCCUUAAGUGUACUUCCACAUCCACAGUGCGAGAGAGCAGAAUAUGUUCAUACAUAUAACUAAGCAGCUGGAAAUGUUAAUUUUUAAUUUAUUUAAAGGUAAUUAUUUUUAAUUCAUUUAAAUUUAUUUUAUUUUGGUUUUGUUUGUAUUUAAUUAUUUAUUAUUGAAUUUAAUUAUUUUAAAUUAAUUUAAUUUAAAUAGAAAAGAAGGAGCAUGAGACUUUUGAGAUUGGGUGCAUCUGCUGAUGUUUCCAGUUUCAGUUAUUUUUAACUUUUAAGAUGUGACUCACACCUUGUGAAGCUGAAACAGUCUUUCAGAGGCCUGUGGCCAGGUGGUACUUCAAUAGUUGACUAAUUUAGGCAGUUUUAGAAGAUUUGUUUUUUCUUUAAAAAACAAUA
Molecule: messenger RNA, 5152 nt
Organism: Onychostruthus taczanowskii (white-rumped snowfinch)
Lineage: Eukaryota; Metazoa; Chordata; Aves; Passeriformes; Passeridae
Product: 3'-5' RNA helicase YTHDC2-like
Exons: 30
Coding region: 36-4319 (1427 amino acids)
Cellular component (GO): intracellular anatomical structure
Molecular function (GO): RNA binding; protein binding; ATP binding
Source: RefSeq, a predicted model, not a curated record